AGAUCAGUUCUUGUUUCGCUCUAGGUCUGUGUAUGAGGAAGUAGAUUUGAACGCUGUGGAUGUUGAAGUCUUCUUGGUGUCUCUCUGACUGACUGUGUGUGCUGGAGACUUCCUGACUGUGAUGGCUGUGCUGUGAGGGUCUAGUGUGGGAUUACCGACACACACACACACACUCUGGAUUUUGGACAGCUGAGGCAGGACCGCAGGAAGAGAGAGGCACACACAACGCUGGCACGAUGGGCAGUAAGUACCACUGGCAGAGUCAGAAUGUCAAGCAGAGCGGUGUGGACGACAUGGUGCUGCUGUCCAAGAUCAGCGAAGACGCCAUUGUGGAAAACUUGAAGAAGAGAUUCAUGGAUGACUUCAUCUUUACCUAUAUUGGCUCUGUGUUGAUAUCAGUGAACCCAUUCAAACAGAUGCCCUAUUUCACUGACCGGGAAAUUGAACUCUACCAAGGGGCUGCCCAGUAUGAAAACCCUCCCCACAUUUACGCCCUGACUGAUAACAUGUACAGGAACAUGAUGAUUGAUCAGGAGAACCAGUGUGUUAUUAUCAGCGGGGAGAGUGGAGCUGGGAAGACUGUGGCUGCCAAGUACAUUAUGGGUUACAUCUCCAAAGUAUCAGGAGGAGGUGAUAAAGUGCAGCAUGUGAAGGACAUCAUCCUCCAGUCCAAUCCUCUACUGGAGGCCUUCGGCAAUGCCAAGACUGUCCGCAACAACAACUCCAGCCGCUUUGGUAAGUACUUUGAGAUCCAGUUUAGCAGAGGAGGAGAGCCGGACGGUGGUAAAAUCUCCAACUUCCUCCUUGAGAAGUCGAGGGUGGUGAGCCAGAACGAGAACGAGAGGAACUUCCACGUCUACUACCAGCUAAUAGAGGGAGCCAACCCCCAGCAGAAAGAAGCCCUGGGCAUCAUGACUCCAGACUACUACUACUACCUGAACCAGUCAGGGACAUACAAAGUGGACGGAACCAACGACAGCAAGGACUUUCAGGAGACAAUGGAAGCCAUGCAUGUGAUUGGGAUCCCAGUGGCCCACCAGGCUCAGGCGCUGCAGAUCAUAGCAGGAAUCCUGCACCUUGGAAACAUCAGCUUCAUAGAGGCAGGCAACUAUGGCAAGGUGGAGAGCACUGACUUGCUUGCCUUCCCUGCCUAUCUGCUGGGCGUUGACCCAACGCGUCUGCAAGACAAACUAACCAGCAGAAAGAUGGACUCGAAGUGGGGUGGAAAGUCUGAAUCCAUCGAUGUGACUCUUAACCAGGAACAAGCCACCUACACCCGCGACGCCCUGGCUAAGGCCCUUUACACACGGCUCUUUGACUACCUGGUGGAGGCCAUAAACAAAGCCAUACAGAAACCUCAUGAAGAAUACAGCAUAGGCGUUCUUGACAUAUAUGGCUUUGAGAUAUUCCAGAGGAAUGGGUUUGAGCAAUUCUGCAUCAACUUUGUCAACGAGAAGCUACAGCAGAUAUUUAUUGAGUUGACACUGAAGGCUGAACAGGAAGAGUAUGUUCAGGAAGGCAUCAAGUGGACACCAAUUGAGUAUUUCAACAACAAGGUUGUCUGUGACCUCAUCGAGAAUAAGUUGAACCCGCCAGGCAUCAUGAGUGUGCUGGAUGAUGUGUGUGCCACCAUGCAUGCCAAGGGUGAGGGGGCAGACGGUACCCUGCUCCAGAAGCUCUCGGCGGCGGUGGGCACACACGAACACUUCAACAGCUGGAACUCGGGCUUCGUCAUCCACCACUAUGCAGGCAAGGUCUCCUACGAAAUAAACGGCUUCUGUGAGAGAAACCGGGAUGUGCUUUUUACUGACCUUAUUGAACUGAUGCAGAGCAGCGAACAUGCCUUCAUCCGCAGCCUUUUCCCUGAAAACCUCAACACAGACAAGAAGAGCAGGCCCACCACUGCUAGCUGUAAGAUCAAGAAACAAGCCAAUGAUCUGGUGAACACGUUGAUGAAGUGCACCCCCCACUAUAUUCGAUGUAUCAAACCCAACGAGACUAAGAGACCCAAGGACUGGGAAGAGAGUCGGGCGAAGCACCAGGUAGAGUACCUUGGGCUGCGGGAGAAUAUCCGUGUACGUCGAGCUGGCUACGCCUACCGCAGAGUCUUCAAUAAGUUCCUACAGAGGUACGCCAUCCUGACGGCAGAGACGUGGCCGUGCUGGCGGGGGGGAGAGCAGCAGGGGGUCCUGCAUCUCCUCCGCUCUGUCAACAUGGACACAGACCAGUACCAGAUGGGACGCUCCAAGGUCUUUGUCAAGGCCCCAGAGUCGCUCUUCCUAUUGGAGGAGAUGCGGGAGAGGAAAUUCGACACGUUCGCCAGGACCAUCCAGAAGGCCUGGAGGAAGUACAUCGCCAGGCGGAAAUAUGAACAGAUGAGGGAAGAUGCUUCAGACAUCCUGUAUAACUCUAAGGAGCGGAGGAGGAACAGCAUCAACAGGAACUUUGUAGGAGACUAUCUGGGCCUGGAGCAGAGGCCUGAGCUCAGACAGUUCCUGGCCAAGAGGGAGCGAGUCGACUUCGCAGACUCUGUCAACAAGUUUGACCGCAGGUUCAAGUCUAUCAAGAGGGACCUCAUUCUGUCUCCCAAAGGCAUCUACCUCAUAGGCAGAGAGAAGGUGAAGAAGGGGCCAGAGAAGGGACAGAUAAAGGAGGUGUUAAAAAGGAAGCUGGAGUUUGAGAGUAUCCACUCUAUCUCUCUCAGUAUGAGACAGGACGAUUUUUUCAUUGUGCAUGAGACUCAGUAUGACAGUCUGCUAGAGUCCAACUUCAAGACUGAGUUCCUCAGCUUGCUCUGUAAGCGCUAUGAAGAGGUGACCAAGAACAAGCUGUCUCUCUCCUUCAAUGACAGGCUGGAGUUCCGGGUGAAGAAGGAGGGCUGGGGAGGAGGGGGCACCCGUGUUGUGGUGUUCCAGAGGGGACAGGGGGACCUGGCAGAGAUCAAACCAGCUGGAAAGACCCUUACCAUCACGGUGGGAGAUGGCCUGCCCAAGACCUCCAAGCCCACCAAGAAGGGAGCGCUACAGAUCCGUGCAGGCGGCAGGAGUCAGCCUACCAGUAGAGGGUCCCAGAAUGGUGCACCCAGAGGUAGAGGUGCCCCACUGCCCCAGCAGCACACCUAUACCUCCCAGAAACAGAACCGCCCCCCCAGCGCCGUCCUCCCCAAACUGGGCUCCCAGAAUCCCAGACGAGGCCCGGCUCAGACUCAGACUCAACAGGGGAACCUGGACUUCCUCAACGUGCCUGACCAGGGCGUGUCUGGAAUGCAGAGGAGGAGGAGUAUCAGCAGCCAGCGGCCGCCCCCGGCCCCAUCCAGCCGACCCAAGGCCCAGCCCCGCCCCAUGGGCCCACGUUGCCGGGCGUUGUACCAGUACGCUGGCCAGGACACCGAUGAGCUCAGCUUCGACGCCAAUGAUGUCAUCGACCUGCUCAAUGAAGAUGCAUCAGGCUGGUGGAGGGGCAGGUUUCGUGGCAAGGAGGGACUCUUCCCUGGGAACUAUGUGGAGAAAAUCUGAUGACUGCCUGUUCUGUGCCCGAAAAGUUGUAUGGCAUAACGAUCCACUGUAAAGCAAUGGUGAAUUGCAUGUGAGCCAAACAGUAAUAUCUGAUUCACAAGAGUUUCAACAGGAUUGUCAUGUUGACACCAGUGCUUUGUAUUAUCUGCACAACAAUAUCAGUACAGAGAAAGAAACAUGUUGAAAAGCUAUCUGAAACAGAAGACUGUGCCUUUUUUAUUUUUUAUUUAUGUUAUAUUGUCAGCCAUAACUGAUUUAACUGGGCCUUAUUCCAGUUUCACAAAGAGGACUUUGAUGCAAAGCUUUGAGGUGCUAACGCAAAAGAAGAUGUAAUGAUUUUAUGCACAUAUAUAUUUUUUUGUGAUGUCAAAUGUAGGGCCAUCAAGUGUGGAUGUAAAAUCCUCCCAAAAGUCCAUAUUUUCUAUUCAAGUAAAUACUACCUGUAAGCAACCAGUAGGAGGUACUGUUGCACCAUUUCCAUGUCUUCAACUCUUGCAAAUGCUCUGAAAAUGAAAGGUUGACUGAUGUAUGAUAAUAUACAUGAGUCUUUGGUGUUAUAAGCUUCUUUCUGCUUUGUUGGAUUCAGUACAAAACUAGUUUAUGGACUUCUUUUAUAACUGUUGUAAAAUAACUUGAAAUUAACAAAUUAACAGAGACAGUGGUCAGUGACAGUGGUCACAAUAAAGAAAUAUUUUCUAUAAAUGCAAUUCAUUGAUACACUGUUUGCAUCAUCAUUGGCAUCAUGUGUAACUAAAUUGAACUUGAUGCUUUAAGACCACCUCAUUCGUACAUCAUGUUAGCGAUGUGUGAUGAACCCUAGAAUGCAUCCUUGUUCGAAGUGUCGUAAACCUGUACGAAUGCUGUCUUCAUUAUGGCUAUGAAUAAUGUGUCACCUUGAAUUGGUAGCCUUGAAUGAUUCCUACAGGUGGUUGUGAAUGACAGGUGGACAAAAGAGAGUCCAGCGCAGCAGAUUAUUCUCCAGCUGGGAACACUGGUCCAACAGGUGAGCCGUGAAUACAACUGGGAGCUUCACGUGUUAAAAAUUGAAAUGCUAAUCAUUUACAAUGGUCAAUGUGUAGCUGCAGGUUUCUACUAUUCAUUGGAGCAGUUACUGAAGCAUGCAGCAAGUAUGUUUUAUAAAUACAUGCCUUGACAAUAAAACUACAUGUUCUGUUA
Messenger RNA from Oncorhynchus masou masou (cherry salmon), 4691 nucleotides. RefSeq names its product unconventional myosin-If-like. Gene Ontology annotation, molecular function: microfilament motor activity; ATP binding; actin filament binding. The coding region runs from base 237 to 3515 and encodes 1092 amino acids. The transcript has 28 exons. The record is from RefSeq and is a predicted model, not a curated record. Gene Ontology annotation, biological process: vesicle transport along actin filament; actin filament organization. Gene Ontology annotation, cellular component: cytoplasm; actin cytoskeleton; vesicle. NCBI's taxonomy places the organism in Eukaryota, Metazoa, Chordata, Actinopteri, Salmoniformes, Salmonidae.